UCUUAAAUUUAUAUUUAUAGCUUCACUUCUCAACCUCUUGUCAGGAUAGUUCUUAAGAUAAUGACUACGGUUACAAGGGCGGUUGCAGAAAAGCCAGUGGUGAUAUUCAGCAAAAGCUCUUGCUGUAUGUCCCACACCAUUAAAGCUCUAAUUUAUAGCUUCGGGAUAAACCCUACGGUUUAUGAGCUAGAUGAAUAUACUAACGGGAAGCAACUGGAACAAGAGCUGAAAGCACUAGGAUGUAAGCCAAGUGUACCAGUUGUGUUUAUUGGUCAAGAUCUAAUAGGUGGGCCGAAUGAGAUCAUGCAGCUCCAUCUUAAGAGAAAAUUAGCCACGCUACUGGGAAGGUAAUGCGGGUUUAAACUGUAAACUCUCGAGAGAAUAACAGAUGAAGCAAGUAACAGCGCCUUGUUGAAAAGUCAGAUACCUGUUGUGUUUAUCCACUAUCAAAUUAUAUGCAUCAGCUUUAUGCUAAAUAACUGAAAUAAAGAGCAGUCAGGAACUUACGUACGUGAAAAGGUUAAUGUAAAGGCAUUCACCAGCCGAUUGUCAUGCCAACUUCAAGUGUAAUCGCGAGUACAUGUAGUUUAUCCAAUCCUUAAUGAGUGAAUUUGGAUAAUUAUUUGUAAAAGAACCUAGAGAAUGCACUCAUAUAGAUUUAGUAAUCGGGAGUACGUGUAGUUUAUCAUACCAUACAAAAUAAGCAAAUUACUAA
Molecule: messenger RNA, 715 nt
Organism: Helianthus annuus (common sunflower)
Lineage: Eukaryota; Viridiplantae; Streptophyta; Magnoliopsida; Asterales; Asteraceae
Product: monothiol glutaredoxin-S4
Exons: 1
Coding region: 61-351 (96 amino acids)
Source: RefSeq, a predicted model, not a curated record